AUGUUCUACAUAUUCAGUAGAAAUAGUAGAAUUUAAAAUUAUUACAAUUAUUAUAUUACUUGUUUUGGAUAUAUUGGAUCUGAUGGAGUUUGCAAAGGUGAUGUUGGGGGUUUUAGUGUAGAACAAGAAAAUGUGAAAAUAGUUCAUUCAAUACUAAUGAACUUUUUUAAUAUUACCAAAAUACUUGUAAUGCUUGUAAGACAAAUGGCAAAACAUGUGUUUCAGCAUUAAGAGCUUGUUAUACCUAUAAAAGUACUGCCACCAUUUGUGCUAAAUAUAUUGGUAAUGAUGGAUAUUGUAAAGGAACCAGUGCAACAACUGAAACUUCUAGCUUACCAAUAGAGCUCCAGAUACAACAACUACUGA
Molecule: messenger RNA, 366 nt
Organism: Paramecium primaurelia
Lineage: Eukaryota; Ciliophora; Oligohymenophorea; Peniculida; Parameciidae
Source: the annotation of a GenBank genome assembly